GCAUAAUUUUGAAUCAUAUACUCAAACUUAUUAAUUUCGCAAUAGAAAGUUUCUAAUUUCGUUCCCAUUUUAACCCGAUUUUCAAGUUUUAACUUCAAAAUCUAAGUUCCAAAGUUCCACACAACAACCCUAUUCAGUUGAUGACAAAAAUAUGUAAUGUAGUAUGAUUCUGAUUAGAAUAAUUUUAUAAGGAAAAUUCAUGGUGAUUAAUUGAUUCUUAUGGAUUCAGGAGGACAUUUAUUUCCUGAUGCAGGAUUUCGAAGAAGAAACCUAAAAAGUCGAGUUUUAAAACCCUAGAAUGAACAUUGCGGUUCAGGGGUUAAAGUUUUUUCGUGUUUAAGUUAUCUUCAAAAUUUGGAGCAUCAAAAAAACCUUAUUUGGCACUGAAUUUGGCAAUAUUUGUGUUUACGCGGUGCGAAUUAGUUGAGCAGAGUUAAAGGAUGGUGAAUAAUACACGUUCUAAGGAAGGUGAAGUGGGUAAUUCAAAGAAAACGUUAGGUUGGAGAAAUGUAUCAUCAGCUCCUGUUUCAGAUGGUUCUGGGUUGAGGAGGUCCACUAGGUGUUCGAGCCCUGGUAAAGUCAGGAAGUCUGAGAGACUAGGAAAGAAGACACCGCCAUCGACCCCUUCUUCGAAGAAGAAAAAUGGGGGUAUGAUCCCGCCACGAAAUUCCAAUAAGGCUCCUUCUCCUAGUCAUAAAAGGAAAGUGGAGAAGGAGACGGGGAAGAGUAAACGAUUGAAACAACAUGAUAUGGUAGAUGAGAAGGAUAAGGAAAGGAAGACUUUGAAAGAGAAUGCUGAGGAUGCUACAGGACAAGGUAUGGAAAGUUCUGGUGAUGAAGUUGGUACUAAGAGGAAGAAGAGGUUAGAUGCUCGUCGUUAUAGAGAAAUGUUUAAGCCGUUGAAGAAGUUUAUACCACUAGAAUUAGAUGCUCAAGCUGAGAUUUCCUCAAAUUCUACAGCUGAAUCUAAAGAAGGGGUUUGCAAAGGUGAAGGUGAAAGAGAAAGCAAAGGUGAAAGCGAAGGCCAGAGUGAAAGAGAAGGCGAAGGUGAAAGUGAAGGCGGAAGCGAAGGCAAGGGCGAAAGCCAAGGUGAAGGUGAAGGUGAAGGUGAAGGCGAGGGUGAAGAAGAGGAAGAAGACAAGGGCAAGUGUGAAGGCGAAGGUGGAGAAGGUUUGCAGGUUUCUGGGGAUGACAAUAUCUUAUUUCAUUCGGCUGACAAAAUAUGUGACAAAAGUGAAGAGGUGGUAAUGAAUGGUGCAGAGAAACUUCAUGAAGAUAAUGGUUCGGCAUGUAAUCAGAAUGAAACUCCUCUUGCUGGAAAUGAAGGUGCGGGAACUUGCCUAUUGACUGCUCCACCCAUACCUUGCGAAACGAUUGAUUUGGCAGAUGCAUGUGCUAAAUGUCUGAAAAAGCGAAGUCUGGAUUUUGAUUCUCCAGAGCAAGAGCUUUGCUGUUGUUUUGCGAGCUUUGUAAAUGAGAUGGAUGAUUCCAAGGAUAAAGGGAAAUGUGAGACCCGUGUGACUACUACAGAGUGUGCUGAGGAACAUGUUCAAAAUAUUAGACAAGGUGAUUCUCUUUCUGAUGUUCAGGGGGUGAUUUGUGAUUCAUGCAAACUUGGUGGAAAGCUCUUGCACUGUGGUGGAAAAGGGUGCAGAAGAAGUUAUCAUUCAUCAUGUUUGAAAGAUCUAUAUAUUCCAAAUUGGUACUGCACUGAGUGCACUAAGAAAAAGCUGGCCCUUGAUGCGCAUUCUGUGUCACAAGGUGUCGAAUUGAUUUUGGAUGUUAGAGAAGUGCAGCUAUUGGCUGAAGGUAAUCAGAAGCAAAAGCAGUGCUUGAUCAAAUAUAAAGGUCUUGCCCAUAUUCAUAACCGCUGGAUACCAGAAAUGCAGUUGCUUCAUGAAGCCCCAGAAGUUCAUGCGAUGCUUGGAAAACCGAAAGAGUGGAAUCCAAAUUGGGUUGUGCCUCAUCGUCUACUGCAGAGAAGAUCAGUAAUUAUCGAUGAUUACCAUAGUAGGCCGACUGAUCAGGAGGUUAGCCUCAAUACAAACAGCCGGCACGAAUGGCUUGUAAAAUGGCACAAUCUUGAUUAUGAUCAAGUGAGUUGGGAAUCAGAAGAUUAUUCAUGUUUCAAGAAUCCUGAAGGUCAAAGGUUGAUUCAAGAAUAUACAACCCGCCAUAACAGGGCAAAGAUGACACUGUUGCCUGGAUGCAACGAGGUUCUUGAAAAACGAAAGGUAGCUAAUGUGAAACAUGGCAGAUAUACAGUUGGGGGAGUUGACAGUUUCUAUCAGAACUCGGUCAAUAAGCUCCGUGAAUUUCACCAUAAGGGACACAAUGCAGUUUUACUAGAGGAGCAGGAUCGAAUUGUGAAAGUGAUACAUUUUAUUUCUUCAUUAGUGACAAAUGUCCAUCGGCCUUUUCUGAUCAUUACUUCUCACGCAUCUCUGUCUUCCUGGGAGGAUGAGUUUGUGCACUUGGCAUCGUCUAUCAAUGUUGUGGUUUAUGGUGGAAGUGCGAAUGCACGUAAUAUAAUAAGAAGUCUGGAGUUCUAUGAAGGUGACCAAGUGAUGUUCCAAGUACUUUUAUCUAGUCCUGAAGCUAUUGCCGAGGAUGUUGAGGAGUUGAUAGGCAUUGAAUGGGAAGCUGUAAUUGUUGAUGACUGCCAGCAGUCCUCUAUAAUGGCUUAUUCUGGUUGUAUCAGGAAUUUGACUACUGGUUGGAGAUUACUCUCUAUAAAUGCACAAUUGGAGGACAAUGCUGAUGAGUAUAUCAAAAUUUUGUCUUUGCUGGGGCCUGGUUGUAGUUUCAGUCAAAUUACCGAACCAGCUGCCAAUUUGAAUGGAGAUUUUGAUGAUUUGAAGGAUAAAUUGUCAUCUUCCAUUAUUUUUGCAAGGUUUAUUGAAUACUGGGUUCCUGUAGAGAUCUCCAAUCUCCAGCUUGAACAGUACUGUUAUUCUAUAUUUUCAAAAUCAUCUGAACUUCGCACAUUUUCAAAGAAUGAUCCAAUGGGCUCCCUACGUGAAAUUCUUAUUUCAUUACGGAAGUGCUGUGACCAUCCUUAUAUUGUGGAUCCAAAAUUGCAAUUAUCUCUAACUGAAGGUCUUUCCGGUGGUGCUGAUGCUGUGAUGGAUUUGGGUAUUAGAGCUAGUGGCAAGCUACAUCUUCUUGAAAAACUCCUCUCGGAGUUGAAGAAUCAAGAAAGGAAAGUUCUUAUCCUUUUCCAGCAAACAGGUGGUUCUGGAAGAGACAUCACAGGAAAUAUUCUUGAUGAUUUUCUUAGUUGGCGAUUCGGUUCAGACUCUUAUGAACAUGUUGAAAGUGGAUUAGUCCCUUCCAAAAAGCAGACUGCUUGCAACCAAUUCAACAGUUUGAAAGAGAGAUUCUUUCUUUUACUGGAGACACGAGCUUGCAGUCCAUCCAUUAAACUGUCAUUGGUAGAUGCUGUUAUUAUAUUUGACAGUGAUUGGAAUCCUCUUAAUGAUCUAAAGGCACUACAAAAGAUCAAUAUAGAUUCAAAGCUUGAGCAGAUCAAAGUCUUUCGCUUGUAUUGUCCGUAUACUGUUGAAGAGAAAGUUCUUAUCCUUGCAAAGAAUGAUGUGAUACUUGACAGCACUCUGCAAAAUAUUAGUCCAAGUUCUAGUCACACUCUCUUGAUGUGGGGUUCCUCGUACUUGUUUUCAAGGCUAGAUGAGUUUCAUCAUGAGAGUUUUACUUACUGCAAAGACAAAAUUGCAUAUGGAUCUAAAGUUUUGGCUGAUGUUAGUCAAGAGAUCACCUAUCUUUUCAAAAAUCAUAAAAGGCCAACCAAGUAUAUAUCAGUAGCUCGUCAGAGUGCUGGAAGUUAUCUCAAGUGUAUACCCUUGAUUGGAGAGAAGAAAAUUGAGCUAGAUGAAGGAAUCCGAUCACAAGAUUUUUGGACAAAUCUAUUUGAAGGAAAGAAACUUCAGUGGAGGUUUCUUCCAGGUUCACCCCAGAGGAAUAGAAAGCGCGUUCAUUACUUUGAGGAGUUACCAUCAGAAGCUCAAAAUGAUGAAGCAACAAAGAGACGUAAAAAGAUGGAUAGCACUAAGGUAGAUUCUUCUUCUUGGCAAGCUGAGUCAAGGCUAGAAAAUAAAAAUUCUGGGAGCAAGGAACAUCAUGAAAAAUCUGGAACGGCUCCUACCAGUAACUCAGGAACAUUGCCAAACACAAACCCUGAUCCUCAAAAAGACAUUGGUUUGUCUGAUCUCACCAAUGGUACUGAUGUUGCUGAGCUUGAUGAGGUUAAAAAUGUGCAUAACGAACAAAGGGGUCUUUUUGAAUUUUUAAAGCCAAUUAUGACACGCCUUUGUGAAGUUCUGCUGCUUAAGGAUGAUGGGAAAAAAUUAGCUCUUGAAUUUCUUGAAUUUCUUGUCAAGCAUUAUCGUGUCAUGAGAGAACCUGAGACUACAUUACAGGCGUUCCUACUAUCAGUGUGUUGGACUGCAAUGGAGGAGCUGAAGAAUAAAGUUGAUCACAAAUCGUCUCUCAGCAUCGCUAGAGAAAGGAUGGGUUUCAAUUGUUCAGGAAAUGAGGCUGAAGAUAUAUAUUCAAAGUUAAAACUGAAAUUGGAACUUUCUAGGCCUAAAACAGAGAAUGGUUUUGAGAAAUAUAUGAAGAAGGUCGAAAGGGCAUGUAACAAGAAAAUGGAGAAGCUGAGGGAAAAGCAUGAUGAAGAACUCGAGAAAUUUGAAAAAUCCUUUGAGGAUGAGAGGAUGAAGCUAGAAAAAAGGUGUAAAGUGGAGUCAGCCUUUAUCCGUGCUACGCAUGCCAACUCUUCAGUUGGAAUUGAUAAGUUGAGGGCCUUGGAUAAAGAUUAUGCUAAGAAGAUGGAAGAGCUAGAGAGGAAAAUUUCAAUUCGCCGCAAAGAACUGGAAGCUAGGCAUCAGAUUGAAAGAAAUGCUGAACAGGAGAAGAUAGCUGGUCAUAUGGAACGAGUUAAAUCCUUGAGUCACCAUAAGGUGCCGGAGGAGUCUGAUGGUCAGAAUGGGGUCAAAUCUCAAGUUGCAGAACCUAUUGUGUUGGAUAAAAAUUCAAAUGGAACAGUUUCGAUUAAUGGAAAUUUUCCAACGCAGCAAGAUUCGGAGAGAGAAGCAUCUAAGGCAACCAUGGAUGUUACGGAAUCAAUAGUUUCUGCGUUGCGUGAGGAUAUGGAGAACUCAAGUACACAGAGACUGACCUGUGAGAUUGAUGAUUCUAUAAAUGCUUCGGAGAACAUAGCAGCUCUGAAGGGUGAUGGCACUGGAACGUGUCGACCAGAACAGCUGUGUGCUUCUUCUACUGGACAGACUGAUAAAGAUACCAAUUCAACGGAUGAUGUGAUAGCAGAUAGCUCAAGUGCUCUAGUGAGAGAUCAAAUUAAUGAAGCUAGCUCCUCCAAACAGCAACUUACUUCUGAUACGACCCAGGGCCAUGGAGAUGACUCUCGUAAUAGGGUGGAAGAGCUAGUGUCGCAUGCUACUAGAAUACCCAAUAUUUUCGGCAUAGAUGAAACACCUCCAGUAAACUCCAACCAUGUAUCAGUACGGCAAGAUAGAACAAGCGGUUCUAUGGAAUGUUCUUUAGAUGCGUGGGUCAACAACAAUCAAAUAGAUUUUCCUCCAAAUAGGAGACUUGAUAAUCAGCCAAGUGAAAAUCAUAACUCUACUGAGUAUACCACUACCUCACUUCAUCAGGAUCACAAUGGUGGCAAUCAAUCAGGUGAAGCUGUUUCACUGCCCCUUCCACAGUUGGCAGCUGAUCAAUCUACUAACACAAAUUAUGUCUCAAAUGGAACUUAUGCACCGAUACCUGGAGUUGUCACUUCUCAUGGAAGCCACCCAAGUAGAGUACAAGUGCCUAUUUCUGCUAUCCCCCGGGCUCAAACAUCCUUUCCUGAUCCUCUUGAAAUUGAAUUUGAUAAUGCACAUAGAGAGAUGCAAUUAAUCAUGCAUAAUCAUGAAGGAGAGAAGUUGAAGCUGAAAACAGAAUGUGAUAAAGAAAUUGAGGAAGUCAUUGCUCAAAUUAGAAUGAAAUAUGAGAAGAAGCUCAAUGAGGCAGAGUCAUCAUUUUUGCUCAAGAGGAAUGAGCUUGAAUUGUAUAAAACCAAGGUCAUGAUGAACAAGAAAUUGGCAGAAGCCUUUCGAUCUAAAUGCACAGAUUACAAGGCAUCUUCAAAAAUCCAACAAGGUAUGCCUUCCAAUCCUAUACAGAGUGCCUCUCAAUCGUAUCAUACAAGACCUUCUCUUCCUGCUGGUUUAUUUUCUACUACGCCGCAAUCUGUACGCGGUGUUUCUCCUGCUACCUUCUCGACGCAAUCCAGAAUCGCACGUAUGAACCCUGCAGCACCAACUGCAAGACAACAGCAGCAAGUUCGGCGUGAAGCACCUGCUGAAUCCACUCACAAUCAGUCCUUUGUAUCUUCUCCACGCGCCAUUUCUUCAAAUAGUAUGUUCAUCAUACAGCCAACUAACAAUCCAACGUCUACCACAGCACUGUCACUUCCAAUACCUCCACCUCCACCUCCACAACCACCAUUAUCUCAAUUAAACCAUCGUGUUCAAUCUGAAGGUUCGAUGGGGAAGGCAUCUCAAGUUAGUUUACAGUCAAGUGCGACUGAGUUGCGUGAAGGAGACGUUAAUCAACCUUCUAACAACGUACUUCCUUUGCCAGAUAACGUGAGAAAUUGCGACUCUUGGGACUUGUCUCAAUUUGAGGAGGCAACAAAUAUACAACCACCUUCAUCUUCUUCUAAUGUAGAUGUAGUUUGCUUAUCUGAUGAUGAGUGAUUAAAGACAUUAUCUUUGGAAAUUUUUAUUAUCGUCCUCACAAUUUAAUCUAGUUGGGGCUUUAAGGAGUAGAAGCCCGUAGUGUGCAAGUUGUAUAGUCAUUUGCCACUAUGUGACAUUGGCUUUGUAACUACUAACCGCUAAUAGUUGGUUUUGCAACAAAUAUAUUUAGUGCUGGUUCUAAUUGCAUUUCUUUCU
This is a messenger RNA of Amaranthus tricolor (Joseph's coat), 6983 nucleotides long. RefSeq lists its product as uncharacterized. The transcript has 20 exons. Lineage: Eukaryota; Viridiplantae; Streptophyta; Magnoliopsida; Caryophyllales; Amaranthaceae. Gene Ontology annotation, biological process: negative regulation of transcription by RNA polymerase II; chromatin remodeling. Gene Ontology annotation, cellular component: chromatin; nucleus. Gene Ontology annotation, molecular function: ATP-dependent chromatin remodeler activity; ATP binding; ATP hydrolysis activity. The coding region runs from base 441 to 6785 and encodes 2114 amino acids. The record is from RefSeq and is a predicted model, not a curated record.